UCUCACCAACUCUCUUCUUUCCGCCCACUGCUUUCAGUAGUUAGUGUUACCCUUCACAGAAAGCAACAUAGGAAAGAAAAGUAGAAAACACACUUUCUCUCUCUCUCUCCCUCUCUCUCGCGUUCGCGAUGGAACAACCUCAUACCUCGUCACUUCACGUGGAGACAGAAGCACCUGAACCUAGUCCGCUCCGAAAAAUGGUGGCCGUGUCGUCAAUCGCGGCGGGAGUCCAAUUUGGGUGGGCCCUACAACUGUCUCUCCUAACUCCCUACGUUCAGACGCUGGGCGUCCCUCACGCGUGGGCCUCCUUCAUCUGGCUCUGCGGCCCAAUCUCGGGCCUGGUGGUCCAGCCCAUUGUGGGCUACACCAGCGACCGCUGCACCUCCCGCUUCGGCCGCCGCCGCCCCUUCAUCCUCGCCGGCGCCCUCGCCGUCGCCCUCGCCGUCUUUCUCAUCGGCUACGCCGCCGACAUCGGCCACGCCGCCGGCGACGACAUCACCAAGAAAACCCGCCCCCACGCGGUCGCCGUCUUCGUCGUGGGCUUCUGGAUCCUCGACGUCGCCAACAACAUGCUCCAAGGCCCGUGCCGCGCCUUCCUGGGCGACCUCGCCGCCGGCGACCACCGCAAAACGCGAACCGCCAACGCCUUCUUCUCCUUCUUCAUGGCCAUCGGCAACGUCCUCGGAUACGCAGCGGGCUCAUACGACAAGCUCCACCGCGUUUUCCCCUUCACGGAAACCUCCGCGUGCAACGUGUUCUGCGCCAAUCUCAAAAGCUGCUUCUUCUUCUCAAUCUUCCUCUUGCUCGUUCUCAUCCUCAUCGUCUUGGUCACCGUCAACGACCCCCAAUUCACGCCCAACCAGGCCAUCCAAAACGACGACGUCGCAGCGCUGGGGUCACGGUUUUCGUGCUUCGACCAGGUGGUGGGCGCGUUUAAGGACCUCAAGGGCCCCAUGUGGAUGCUGAUGCUGGUCACCGCUGUCAACUGGUUCGCGUGGUUCCCCUACGUGCUCUUCGACACCGAUUGGAUGGGCCGCGAGGUGUACGGUGGCGACGUGGGCCAGACCGCAUACGAUAGAGGCGUGCAUGCGGGCUCAUUGGGCCUCAUGCUAAACUCCGUCGUUUUGGCUCUCAUGUCGCUCGCGGUUGAGCCCCUCGGUCGUCUCGUUGGCGGCGUUAAGUGGCUUUGGGGAAUCGUUAACGUUGUUCUCGCCGUUUGCAUGGCCAUGACGGUCGUUAUCUCCAAGGCUGCGGAACACGAACGCCGUCACGGCGUUCCCGUUGGGUACCCUUCACUCGGUGUCAGAGCUGGUGCAUUGACUUUCUUCUCCGUCCUCGGAAUCCCUCUCGCCAUUACUUACAGCGUUCCAUUCGCUCUGGCAUCUAUAUAUUCCAGCACAUCAGGGGCAGGCCAAGGGUUAUCUCUGGGUCUCCUCAAUGUGGCAAUUGUCGUGCCACAGAUGAUAAUAUCGGGAAUAAGUGGACCGAUUGACAAAAAGUUUGGUGGAGGCAACUUGCCGGCGUUUGUGUUGGGCACGGUGGCGGCCGCCAUCAGCGCCGUCUUGGCGAUUGUUCUUCUGCCGACUCCGAAGCCGCCGGCCGAUGGGGACAAGGUUGCCGCCAUCCCCGCACCACCGAGUUUCCAUUAGUGUAUAGGAGCUUUACAUGUUUCACCUUUCUUUGUACCUUGGUUUGGAGACUUUUUUAUUUGAAGGAGGUGCAUGUGUAAUAGUUAGGUAUGUUAGACUCAUCAAAUAUGGUUUCUUUGUUGUUUUUGCUAUAUAAAUGUGUAAGACAAAGUCGUAUUCCCGGUGAUGCUUGGUUGGUCUAACAUGACAGAUUCUCAAAAGUUUGAUGAUCUGAACCAACUACAAAGGAAAUAUAUAUAUAUAUCUUUAAAACCUAUAA
Cajanus cajan (pigeon pea) is the source of this 1908-nucleotide messenger RNA. Its product is annotated as sucrose transport protein SUC8. NCBI's taxonomy places the organism in Eukaryota, Viridiplantae, Streptophyta, Magnoliopsida, Fabales, Fabaceae. The record is from RefSeq and is a predicted model, not a curated record. Gene Ontology annotation, cellular component: plasma membrane; vacuole. Gene Ontology annotation, molecular function: sucrose:proton symporter activity. Gene Ontology annotation, biological process: sucrose transport.